Messenger RNA from Phlebotomus argentipes, 1565 nucleotides. Its product is annotated as serine protease gd-like. The coding region runs from base 119 to 1498 and encodes 459 amino acids. Gene Ontology annotation, molecular function: serine-type endopeptidase activity. The transcript has 3 exons. The record is from RefSeq and is a predicted model, not a curated record. Lineage: Eukaryota; Metazoa; Arthropoda; Insecta; Diptera; Psychodidae. Gene Ontology annotation, biological process: proteolysis.
GGAAGAUUCUCUGGUCAGCUCUCGGGUCUCUCUGAGAUUGAGACACUGAAUCCACUCAUAUCUCUUCAGUCGUGUGUUAGUGCUCGAGCGUGCAGUUGGUAUUCACAGUGAUCUUAGCAUGUCGUAUUUCAUGAAUAUAAUUACUAGUCUUAUAAUUUCAAGUGUGUUAUUAUGCGUCAGUGCUCAGAGAUUAGACCACCAAGCAUGCCCUGAUGGAGUCAAAUAUAUUUACGUUAACCAAAAGCUCGGCUGGGUCGGUCUGGGUUGGGCUUGGACCACAGAAAAUCACAAACUGCACAAUAUAACGAUGCAAGUGGACUUCUCUACUGCAGAGCUGGCAGACACCACAUUCUUAGGGUCGCUGAAGAUUAUCAGAUUUCAAUUGAUUCGUAAUUUAGAGACACAGAAGAAGUGGAAUCUCAUUUACGAAAUCAUUUUCCCCACCCAAGAUCCAUUGCCGGAAAUCACUAAAGUGCUUCUCAAUGGCGACACUUUGUGUUCUGAUCCGGAUAAGGCUCACUCUGCUUCAAGACCAGAUUUGAUUGAAUUGCACGUGUCAUAUAACGAUUAUUUGAAGGAACAAAGCUUUACGUCCAGGCUAAUUAAGAAGCCUGAACCCACUAAAGCACCUGAAGGACCACCAUCGGUGGUAGAAAAUCAAGUAGCCAGUAGCGAAAACCUGGGCUGCGGCAAAGUGGACUUGUCAAACAUCUACGUACCUCUAGUGUUGGAAGGAACAACCAUUCAGAGAGGAACCUGGCCAUGGCUCGUCUCCGUGUACUCCUAUUCCAAGCUCAGGCUGGGCUUCAGAUGUGGAGCGACGUUGGUGUCACGGAAACUGGUAGUGACAGCAGCGCAUUGCUUCUUCGAUAUCUACAAGCGACGAGUGAAGACCGAAGACGUGAUAGUUAUCCUGGGACAGUACAAUCUUAAGCGUCCACACGACACUGGCUCCGAGAUCGUGUAUCCUGACAGCGUCAACAUCCAUCCGAACUACGGAAAGCGCAACAGCAUAGACUCGGACAUAGCCGUGGUGGUUCUGACGGAAGCCAUCCGCUUCACCACCUACAUCCGGCCAGCCUGUCUGUGGAAUGAGACAGAAUCGAAGGAGAGCAUCGUGGGCCACAAAGGGUUCAGUGCGGGUUGGGGUCGGGAUGAAAAUGGAAACUUCUUCACGGAGUUGCCAAAGCAAAUUGAGAUUCCAGUGGUCAGUGAUGAGGAAUGCUUGCGAUCCCACGAAGCUUUCCCGAAGAUCACUUCAGAAGUGACGUUCUGUGCGGGCUGGAGGAACGGCUCAGAAGGUCCUUGCAACGGGGAUUCGGGUGGGCCACUAAUCUUCGACAGGGAAGGUCGAUGGACAUUGAGAGGGGUGGUUUCGACGUCCCUCUCCACCGAUGGCAGCAACACAUGUAAUCUCAAUGAAUAUGUUGUUUUCACAGAUGUUGCGAAAUUCAGGCAAUGGAUUAUAUCCUUCUCUGAUGAAGAUUAUAAAUUCUGAAGUGAGAAAAUUGUUUAAAUUUUUAUACUAGAGUAUUUUCAAUAAAAAAAACAACAGACUCAGCUUA